CGCGAAGACGUGCUAUAAAGAGCGCGACAGGACGUAGUAGAUCGUCCUCCUGAAGCAUCUAUAUCUGUCUUGACAUGUCUUCGACUCAGACCAAGCCUCUCGUCGUUAUUUUCGGUGCCACUGGUGAGACCGGGCAAUCCAUCAUCAACGGUCUCCUGCGCACCAAUGCCUUCCGCGUCGCCGCCGUCACGCGCUCCCUCUUUAAGCCCGCCGUAGCUGAGCUCGCGGCCAAAGGCGUCGCUCUGCACAAGUUCGACCUCCUCGCCGCCGAGCAGGGGCGGCUGGACGAGUCCGCUUGGCAAGCGCGGCUCCAGGACAUCCUCACCGGCGCCGACACCGUUAUUGCGGUCGUCCAUCCGUCGUGCAUAGAGGUGCAGCGGAAGAUCGCCGAUGCAGCGAAGGCGGUGGGCGUCAAGCGCUUCGUGCCGAACGAUUUUGGGACGAGCGCGCCCGCGGGGGUGCAAGGGCUGCAUGACAGGAAACUAGCCAUCCGGGAGUACAUCCGCCAGAUCGGCCUCGGCCACACCUUCAUCGAGGUCGCUUGGUGGAUGCAGUUCGCCGUCAUCUACCCGGUGCACUACACUGGCAUCGACUCGAGCAUGUCACGACACGUCAUUGGCGAGGGCAAGACGCGAUUCGCCGUCACCGACCUCUUCCACAUAGGCGACUAUGUCGCGCACGUCAUCCGGGACGACCGGACGCUGAAUCAGACGGUCUUCAUCUGGGAGGACGAGAUCACGCAGCAGCAGGCCUGGGAGUUGGCGGUGAAGAAGCUUGGCGAAGAUAUCUUGAAGACGAAGAUCGAGCACCCAGAAGCGGACUUCCUGAAGGCUCUUGACGCUGCACGGGCGGCCGGCUCUGAACAAAUCGUCCAACGCUACGUGCACGAAUACUGGUACAGCAUGCAUAUUCGGGGCGACAACGUCGUGGAGAAGGCGAAGGCACUGGGCGCGCUGGACUUCAAGGAGCUGUAUCCUAACGUGCAGACGCCAAGUUUCAAGGAGUUUGUGAAGGGGGUAUACGCGAGUGAGAAUCCGUAUGUGCCGCAUGGAGACGCGUACGAGUGAACGAUAGCAGUUCCCGUUACGAGCCUAACACAGUCGCACGACUUGCUGUACUACAUAGGACGAUGCACGGAGUCUUUUCUUUAGGAUAGAGAUCGUCCAGAAUUUGUACGCGCCAUCAACAUAUACGCUAACUUACCCUGCGCAGGUACUAGUUCCAUGCAGUAAACGUCGUCUUCGUGAGCCU
This is a messenger RNA of Schizophyllum commune H4-8, 1251 nucleotides long. RefSeq names its product NAD(P)-binding protein. Bases 75 to 1067 code for a protein of 330 amino acids. NCBI's taxonomy places the organism in Eukaryota, Fungi, Basidiomycota, Agaricomycetes, Agaricales, Schizophyllaceae. The record is from RefSeq and is a predicted model, not a curated record. The transcript has 4 exons.